AGUAGGGGAUUUUCGUUUAUAAGCGUUGUAGUGAAUCGUUUUUAACUGUUUUGGUGGCGCCAGUGUUAUUUUCGCAUUACGUGCCUCCUCCACAUUAAAUAAUAAACAAAACGUUUUUGAAACAAUGGCUCCAGUAGAUUCAGAAAAUGUGCCCGUCGAGGAAAAGAUGAGGAACCUUGUGCUCUCCGGACACGUCGGCUUCGACAGUUUGCCUGAUCAACUGGUCUCAAAGAGUGUCCAAAAUGGCUUCAUAUUUAAUAUUAUGUGCAUUGGUGAAACUGGGUUGGGAAAAUCCACACUGAUGGAUUCACUGUUCAAUACAAACUUUGAGUCAUCACCGAGUCCCCACACAUUGCCCAGUGUGAAGUUAAAGGCUCACACUUAUGAAUUGCAGGAGAGCAAUGUCAGGCUAAAGUUGACAAUUGUGGACACAGUCGGUUACGGUGAUCAGAUCAACAAGGAGGAUAGUUUUAAAGCUGUGGUCGACUACAUAGAUGCGCAGUUUGAGAACUAUCUACAAGAGGAGUUAAAAAUAAAAAGAUCGUUGCCAUCGUACCACGAUUCUCGCAUACACGUGUGCCUCUACUUUAUCUGUCCGACGGGACACGGUUUAAAGUCGAUCGAUCUGGUGUGCAUGAAGAAGCUGGAGCAAAAAGUUAACAUAAUCCCGAUAAUCGCGAAAGCUGACACGAUCUCCAAAACGGAACUCCAAAAAUUCAAAUCGAAGAUCAUCAGCGAGUUGCAGAACAACGGCGUCAACAUUUAUCAGUUUCCGGUAGAUGACGAAUCCGUUUCGGAAGUGAACACUAGCAUGAAUUCACACGUUCCGUUUGCUGUUAUCGGUAGUGCCGAUUUUGUGAGGGUCGGAAACAAAAUGAUGAGGGCCAGGCAAUAUCCAUGGGGAACUGUCCAGGUGGAAAACGAGUCACAUUGCGACUUUGUGAAACUAAGAGAAAUGCUCAUCAGGACAAAUAUGGAAGAUAUGCGAGAAAAGACACAUUGCAAGCACUAUGAACUGUAUAGGAAAAGGCGUUUGGAACAGAUGGGUUUCAGCGACGUUGACGCCGAUAAUAAACCGGUCAGCUUCCAGCAGACGUUUGAGGCGAAGCGAACCAAUCAUCUGCAGGAGCUACAGCAGAAGGAGGAUGAGAUGAGGCAGAUGUUUGUGGUGAGGGUUAAGGAAAAGGAAGCAGAACUAAAAGAGGCAGAAAAAGAGUUACACGCUAAGUUUGACAAAUUAAAAAAAGAUCACACAGAUGAGAAGAAAAAAAUUGAGGAGCAAAGGAAAAAAUUGGAGGAUGAUAUGAUUGAAUUCAACAGGAGGAAAGCGCAGUACCAACAAAUGGGUAGCAGUCAUCACACUUUGACUUUGGGAAAGAGCAAAAAGAAAUAAAAAGAUGCACGUUUCGUUAUUUACGUGUUUAUUACAUGUGUGUAAAUGACAUGUAUAAGAACUGCUACGAAUUAUUUUUACUGCUUAUCAAUUUAUUUCAGCAACAUACACACUAGACAACUAGUUAUGCAGUGUAAAUUAUGUGGUUUCUAUAAUUUUAUUCUAUUCGUCGUAAAAUAGAAUAAUUAUAGCUGGCUAGCAAUUUUUCACGUUUAUAACAAAACUGAAGCUACAAAAAUUAUCUACUUUAUUGACAUUGUUUAAGGCUCUAAAAUAUUUAAACUUGUAUUGUUGUUGAUUCCUUGAAAUUUUAAAUUGAUAUUGCAUGAAAAUUUUAUCGAAUUUUGUAACAUCUCUGUCUGUGACUUAUGUACGCCAGAAAUGAUACAAAAAGAUUACAAUUAAGUUUAAUUAAUGUAAUUUAUAGACUUUAUAUUAUAUUGUAUCUACCAAAGUAUGUUUGUGCAUGUUUUAUUUAUAUUUUAAAUAAUUUUUAUAUAUUUUUAUAAAUGUAUGAUUUGUGUAUGAGUUCAUGAAAUUCUAAAUAUAUUAUUUUACAUCGACAAA
Messenger RNA from Aethina tumida (small hive beetle), 1960 nucleotides. RefSeq names its product septin-2-like. The transcript is spliced from 6 exons. Gene Ontology annotation, cellular component: cell division site; microtubule cytoskeleton; septin complex. NCBI's taxonomy places the organism in Eukaryota, Metazoa, Arthropoda, Insecta, Coleoptera, Nitidulidae. The coding region runs from base 125 to 1393 and encodes 422 amino acids. The record is from RefSeq and is a predicted model, not a curated record. Gene Ontology annotation, molecular function: GTP binding; GTPase activity; molecular adaptor activity. Gene Ontology annotation, biological process: cytoskeleton-dependent cytokinesis.